UACAGAUAUUCAGUAAUAUUUAGUUCCUUUUAUUUGAUAAUUUCGGCUGCUUAAACUCUUCUAACCAGGUAGCUUCAUAGAUUUUAUUACCUCCAUUAGGUGCCUUCUUUUUCUUUAUUAUUUAAUUUAAUUUUUUUAAUUUAAAAUUCAUUAUUCAAUGACAAUGACUCGACCAACGUACCAACUGUAAAACAUGAUAGCUGUUACUUUGGCUGCUACCUACCGCGCGCCACUUUCAUCGGGACUACUUCCCUUAGCCAUUAUACGCUCGCAUGUCUCACGCAGAUAGUCAAUAGGUAUCCUGUAAUAUCCUUACUUUUAAUGAGGGUUUUGCUUCUAAAUACUUUGAUAGGCCGUCAUGAAACAUUUUUAGACUGUUUUGAGCUUGUCAGGAUCUAUUUUUCUGCAAACACCACUACUAUCCGCAAAGAAGCAGCAUCUUUCAGGAAUAAACCUUCCUUUUUGUUCUAUGACGGCUAUUUGUCCUUUUCCUCUACACUUGUACUCUUUUUGGUUGACUGAAAAAGUUAGCCUUGAUUACAGCUCUUUUUACUUGAGUGUAAUCCUGGCCCUCAUUCACCAGAUCUAGCAACUUGGAAUUAGAAAUAUCAUAUAUCCUUCCUGUCAUUAUUUAUUCAUGCGUAAUAAGGUCAAUAUCCUCAAGGAUCGUAGCUGAUUGAUCUCGAAGUCCUCAGUGCUUUUCUAGAAUUGAUGUUUUCUACCUUCUAGUUUGUGAUACCUCAUUGGCUUACCUUAUAUUUAUAUUUUGGACUUAUGCGGCUCCUUAUCCUGCAUUUUUUUUUUUGUUUCACCGUUAUACCUAGUUCCCAGGAGCAGCUAGGAAAUUUCGAUAUAUCAGCACAUUGCGGAUGUGUAUAGAUGUUUGUUCGCAUUGUGAUCCCCUCUUAAAGUAAUUGGCCUAAGUCUGUACUACUCGUCGAGUAAAUUGUAGCAGUUUUUACUUGGUACUCUUAAUUAUAUUCCAUUUCACCGAAAUUGUACUACCCUCGAAUUUGGGGCUAUUUUGUUCAGAAACCAAUAUAGGUAAAAAUGUAAAUAUAUGUAAAUUGAAAUUUAACAGUAUAGUUUUGACAUGCGUGACAAAACAUUUCACUUCGCUUAUAAAAAAGAAGCGAGUUUACUAUGUGAUUGUUAUCUUUCAUUCGAUUAGCCUUUAACUGUAUUUUGAACUUUGUCGUGUCCAUUCAAAGCUUUUAUCAGAUAAAAUGACCAAAACCGAAAAUUGUGAUAUUGAAAAUGCAGCAAAAAUAAAGGAAAACGAAUAUCAAAAUGAAGUCAGAAAAUCUAAACGAAGGUAUCCCGGCUUUCGCAAAAAUCUUCUGGAUUAUUUUCAAGAAUUCACUGGUAACACAGGCAUCCAUGGUUUUAAAUAUAUGGGAGAACAGGAUAGGACGUUAUGUGAAAAGUUUUGGUGGGUUAUCCUGUUCUGCAUAUCACUAUACGUUUGUAUAGAUCUUAUUAGCAAAACCUGGACGAAAUGGGACCAAUCACCUGUAUUGGUGAGUUUUGCAAAAAGUCCUACACCUGUCUGGCAAGUUCCCUUCCCAGCCGUUUCAAUUUGUUCAGAAACUAAAACGAGGCAGACAGUUUACAACUUUACAAACGCGUUUGACAAAUUUGUCCAUGGAGAAAAUAUGACAGUUGAAGAAAUGAAACGUUUUUCUGACAGCAGUUUAAUAUGUGAUAAUCACUUAUAUAACGAAGGAGAAAAAUUCACCAAAUUGAACACAAUUGAUUAUCUAAUGAGUGUUGCACCACAGUUUAAUGACGUAUUUUUUACAUGUAAAUGGACACUUCUAAAUGAGAGUUGCGAGAAUUUAUUUACUCCAAUAUUAACCGAAGAAGGGUUGUGCUUUACAUUUAAUAUGUUGGAUAGAACUGAACUCUUAAGAAAAAAAGUGCACCUACAAGGUGGCUAUAUGUCACAUGGUUCUCAUUCAGAAGGCUGGACAUUAGAGGGAGGAUACCCAAAACGUUCCAAAAAGGAUACUUUCCCUCGAAGGGCAAUGUCCGCUGGUUUUUCAGCUGGUCUAUUUUUAGUUUUAAAAGCAUAUACACCAGAUUUGGAUUAUAUUUGCAGAGGCCCUGUUCAAGGAUUUAAGAUUCUUCUUCACCAUCCAGCUGAAGUCCCACGAGUAUCCAUGCAGUUCUUCAGAGCUCCUUUAAACCAAGAAGUCGUAGUUUCAGUUCGACCUGAUAUGAUGACGACAUCAGAAGGUUUACGUGGUUAUGAUCCUCAAAGGCGACAGUGCUACUUUCCUUCAGAGCGAUACUUGUCAUUCUACCAGAGUUAUACGCAACAAAACUGUCAAAUAGAAUGUUUAACUAAUUUUACUCUAGCCAAAUGUGACUGUGUUGCUUAUCAUAUGCCUCAUGAAAAAAAUACGAAAAUUUGUGGUUCAGGUAGCCAGAUGUGCAUGUUUCAAGCUCAAAGUGAAUUGUUAGAACUUGAAGUGGAUUCAGGUUUAAGAAAUAUGGAUUAUGCCCUUAACCAAUCUACAUCCAAUUGUGAUUGUCUUCCGGCUUGUACUUCACUAACUUAUAACGCAGAAUUUUCUCAAGCCAAAUUUGAAUGGGAAAAAGUAUUUCAAGCCUACAGAGUUAACAUCAGCGGUGAAUUUCCAGGAAUACAAAUGACUAGAUUGACGUUCUUUUUCAAAGAACAGCAAUUCAUAACAUCAGAAAGAAACGAAUUAUAUGGACAAACAGACUUUCUCGCCAAUUGUGGUGGUAUUUUAGGACUUUUCACUGGAUUUUCAUUUUUGUCAAUCGUUGAAAUUCUAUAUUUCCUAACAUUAAGAUUGAUGUGCAAUGUUAAACAUUAUGGAAGACACUAUUGGUCGGGAUCCCCCAGAUUAGUUGAAGAUGAGGACUAUGUGCAUCCGAAGAUGCGCAGAUAGUUUUUCUGUACCAACUUAAGUGUAUAAAACUGCAAAUAAUUUCUAAUACGUAAAAAUAUUAUUAAACUUUUAUUUUAGUCGAAGGACUAUUUUAAAUAUUGUUCUACGUUCAUGCAAAAAAAAACUUCAUUGAACUAUAUUUGGUGAAAAAACUGGUUUUUUAUUGCACUAGUGCAAUAAAAAUUUUAUUGCACUCAUCUGCCAUUUUACUACAGCAUUUUAUGAUCAUGACAAACAUAAAAAAUAUUAAUAUUGAAAAUUGUAAAAAUUGAACAUUUACUUUUAAUAUUAGUGGCAAAAACAACGUUUAAGCUUAAUUCUUGUUCAUAACACAGUUGUUCCUAAAGUUUUGGUUAAAUUAUUUUUCUUAACAUAAUUAUAGUACUUUUUCAAUGUUAAUCGAUGCUAAUUAUUAAGUAUUAAAUAUUUUGCUAUUAAAUUAUGCUUUUUAUUCUUCUGCACUUAGUGUCGCCUAAAUAAAACAUUUUUUGGUUUUUGCAUAGGGUUGCCACAUUUCCGGAAAUGAAAAGUGUGGCAACCGUAAGGAUAGAGCACUUUUAUAUAAUAAAGUCCAAAUUUUGUGACCAUUUCUAAAAAAAAAGGGGUCCUCCACUUAUUUUUCGUACAAACGAGGGUCUUUUACCUGGUCUAUUUUGUGUAAAUCCGAUUCCUCUGCGGAUUUUAAAAAGCGUGGAAUAUGCAUAAAAAGCGUGCAGGCAAGUCAAAAAGCGUGGCUGCCACGCCAUAAGCGUGAUGUCUGGCAACUCUAUUUUUGCAUGAACGUAGAAAAAAUAUUGUAUGCAACUCGUGCAAAAAGUGUUUAUUGCACUCGACGUGUUGUCUAACACUUACUUUUUGCACUUGUUGCAUAAAUAACUAUUAACGUUUUGUGUAUGUGUAUAAAUCACUUUACGUCAAUAAUUAUAUUAAACACUGCACAAGAUAACAUCACUUUCCCAAAAAAAAAAAUAAAGAAAUUUACAAAAACUUUUGUAAACAAAUUUAACAGAUCUUUUUAAAAUUUUUAAAUAUUACAAUCAAUAUUGAAAUGUAAUAUGUAAUAUGUUUUUCCAAUAAGAGCACAGUAGAUAUGAG
Psylliodes chrysocephalus is the source of this 4016-nucleotide messenger RNA. The record is from the annotation of a GenBank genome assembly. NCBI's taxonomy places the organism in Eukaryota, Metazoa, Arthropoda, Insecta, Coleoptera, Chrysomelidae.